GGAGGAGGAGGGACGGGAGCGACUGGGAAGCCGGAGCGGUUCCAGGCGAGGUCGGGAGAAGUGCUGACGGCGGUGCCUGAAAAACCCUCCCCCUCUCCCGCCGCCCCUUACGCGUUGCCCGCCAGAGAAGAGCAGCCCCGGCACGGACACACACACCCCUUGCUCCCUCCCCCGGUGGCAGCGGGAGGCGGCGACGGCUCCGGAGUGGCUCGAAAGGGUCGCCUGUCUGGCUGGAAGUGGCGGUAGCGGCGAUUGCCGCUGCUGCGGGGCACGGAGGAGGAGCCCGCGCGGAGGAAGGCUUUAUGUUGACCAUGAGUCUUGUGAUGAUAAGUGAGAAUGUGAAGCUAGCACGUGAAUAUGCGUUGCUUGGGAAUUAUGAUUCUGCAAUGGUUUACUAUCAGGGAGUACUUGACCAAAUAAGCAAAUACCUCUCUUCUGUCAAAGAUACGUAUCUUCAGCAGAAAUGGCAACAGGUUAGGCAGGAGAUAAGUAUAGAAGCUAAGCAUGUGAAGGAUAUCAUGAAGACACUAGAAAGUUUUAAAUUAGACAGCACUCCUUUAAAAGCGGCACAUCAGGAAUUACCAGCUCAUGAUGGAGAAGUUUGGUCGUUGCCUGUACCUGCAGAACGUAGAACUUCACCAGGGCCUAGGAAACGUCAGUCAGCUCAGUGCAGUGAUUGCAGAAACCAAAAUAACCGAGCCGGAGCAGCUGCUAGAGUCCUUCAUCGGCCUUCUUCGCGAAAUACUAAUGAGAAAGGCAAAGUUGUUCGUGGUCGGGAAAAGAAAGAUCCAUUAAAUAAAGUAAAAGAGGAAAAAAAUAAGUCCUCAACUGAUAUUUCAGAACCUGAGCCAAAAAAAUUUGAUGGGACUGGAUAUGAUAAAGACUUAGUAGAAGCUCUAGAAAAAGAUAUCAUUUCCCAAAAUCCCAAUGUUCGAUGGGAUGAUAUAGCUGAUUUAGUGGAUGCUAAAAAAUUACUCAAGGAGGCAGUAGUUUUACCCAUGUGGAUGCCAGAUUUUUUUAAAGGAAUCAGAAGGCCAUGGAAGGGUGUAUUGAUGGUUGGUCCUCCUGGCACUGGAAAAACACUGCUUGCAAAAGCUGUAGCAACUGAAUGCAAAACUACCUUUUUCAAUGUAUCAUCAUCAACACUCACUUCAAAAUACAGAGGAGAAUCUGAAAAGCUUGUUCGCCUAUUAUUUGAAAUGGCUCGGUUCUAUGCACCAACAACAAUAUUUAUUGAUGAAAUUGACUCGAUCUGUAGCCGUCGAGGAACUUCUGAGGAACAUGAAGCGAGCCGAAGGGUGAAGGCUGAAUUACUUGUUCAGAUGGAUGGAGUGGGAGGUGCUUCUGAAAAUGAUGAUCCUUCCAAAAUGGUGAUGGUACUUGCUGCUACUAAUUUUCCAUGGGAUAUUGAUGAAGCAUUACGACGUCGCUUGGAAAAAAGAAUUUAUAUUCCUUUGCCAUCAGCCAAAGGCAGAGAGGAGCUGCUCAGAAUAAAUCUACAGGAGUUGGAACUUGCUGCUGAUGUUGACCUUGUCACAAUUGCACAGAAUAUGGAAGGUUAUUCUGGAGCUGACAUUACCAAUGUGUGCAGAGAUGCUUCACUGAUGGCUAUGAGAAGGCGUAUUGAAGGCUUGACGCCAGAAGAAAUCAGAAAUCUUUCCAGAGAUGAAAUGCACAUGCCAACAACAAUGGAAGAUUUUGAAAUGGCCUUAAAAAAAGUUUCAAAAUCAGUCUCUGCUGUGGACAUUGAAAAAUACGAGAAAUGGAUUUUUGAAUUUGGAUCAUGUUAAGCCUUUCUACCUUGAGAAAUCUGCCUUAAGUAUUCAAAGAGUUCCAAAAGUAAUGAAAAAGUAGUACUCCUGGGUGCUCACUGCUAUUUUUUAACUUUUUGUAACAACCAUAUAUGAUAAAGUUACUUUUUUUAAAUGCAGCUCAUUUUUCCCUCUUAGUCCAAUUGUCUAGAUGAGAAUAGGUUCUUGCAGCCAUACUUGUUCUGUUUCCUGGUACACUAUAGACUAUCAUUUGCAACAUUUGCACAUAUAACACAUAUUUACAUUUUGUUGGUUAUAUUUUUAAAAGUAGUCACUGUUAAAAUUUACAGUUCUAUUUUUUCAGGAAAGUAGUACACAUAGCCUUCUGUGCAAAAAAAAUCUUGUCUUUACACUUCUUUAUCAUAGAAAAAGUUGUUCCUCUUUUUCUAUAAAGGUAAAUGCUUUUUGUCAUAUUUAGAGAUCACAAAACAAGUAUUUUAAAGCUAAUUCACAAUUAGAACUUAACACUGAUUCAAUACAUAUCUCACAUUUAAUGUGGUGGAACUGAACAGAGAAGAGAGGGCACUAGAUUAACCCUUAGUGAAACUUAGUGUUCAAUCAGUUAAGAAAAGCAUUAUUAAACCCAAUGUAAAUAAAAUCCAAUGCAAAAAAUAAAUUCCA
Thamnophis sirtalis is the source of this 2432-nucleotide messenger RNA. It is a transcript of the gene KATNA1, whose product is annotated as katanin catalytic subunit A1. Gene Ontology annotation, cellular component: microtubule cytoskeleton. Gene Ontology annotation, molecular function: ATP hydrolysis activity; microtubule binding; microtubule severing ATPase activity. NCBI's taxonomy places the organism in Eukaryota, Metazoa, Chordata, Lepidosauria, Squamata, Natricidae. The record is from RefSeq and is a predicted model, not a curated record. Gene Ontology annotation, biological process: microtubule severing.